Messenger RNA from Alligator sinensis (Chinese alligator), 5046 nucleotides. RefSeq names its product zinc finger protein 185 with LIM domain (gene ZNF185). NCBI's taxonomy places the organism in Eukaryota, Metazoa, Chordata, Crocodylia, Alligatoridae. The transcript has 35 exons. Bases 324 to 3107 code for a protein of 927 amino acids. The record is from RefSeq and is a predicted model, not a curated record.
GUAACCGCUUUGCCUCAUGCACUGCCGCUGCUGCUCUGCACUUGAUUGGAGAUACCUGCUGUGAACACCCGAGGAGAGACCACAGGAGCCACAUCUGGGGUCCCUGACCUUUCCCAAAUUGGCCUCUGGGGGAGAUCAGAGCUGAGAAGCGGUCACAGGUUCCCAGAGUGGUUACCUUCACCCCCUGGGGCUGGACUCACCAGACGAGCAGCUUCCUCAGCUCCUGUAGUGACUCUUCUCAUUGGCGAAGAUUCUUCCCUGGUUCUCUCCAGGUGUACACAUUGCUUUGAACUGGAACGAAAGUAGAAGCAUAGUUGAGAGCCAUGUUGUCCCUUGGUGUCAGCAAAGAUGGUGUCAUUCCACCUACUGAGGAAGAUCGCAGGAAGAUCAUCAGGCAGAUGAAGGUGCGCACCACAUUAAAAGGGGACAAGAGUUGGAUCAACCCACAGAACUCAGAUUCUGAGGAUGAAAGAAAGAGUCCAUUGAAACCUAAACCACAGUCACCUUUUGCAAAUGGCCAUUCAGACAAGUGUCCAGGUUCCAAGCCUCCCUCUGGUUACCUUAUCAGAGGAGUUUUCACCAAGACUGUUGAUAAGACUCUUCCCCAGAUGACUUCCCCUUCUUUUAACGGAGCACAAAAAAGCACUGCAGCUAAGAGUGCCAGCCUCCCCCGUGUCUCCUCCAGAUUCAAGAUGACAACUGAGGAUUACAAGGAACUGGCUGCGUAUAAUGUGAAGCCAACAUCAGCAGAUUUAGAUGAAGAGGAGCUACCUUUUAGUCCAGAUGAACACAAAAAGAGAACAGAGGCAGCCAACAAUGUGCUGAAGCGCACAGCUACUAAGGAGCGUGCUUAUGUCCUGUCAGCUGCCAAGAAAAGCAGUGGAAGUCCUACACAAGAGUUGCCACCUUUAUUUGCCAAGAGAGUUGAAAUUGAGGAGGAAGAAAUGCCACACCACAAGAGUCAGAGUUUAGCUGCUUCAUCAAGGUUUAGUGCUGGUGACAUCAGUACUAAUAGGGUGAAAAAGAGCCCAGCAGAAUCUCCCUGUAAUGAGCCAAGGGCAAAAACUGCUGUUUCUACAGAGAGCACUGAUGCAGGCAGUAAAAGCCAAACAACCAGAACCUGGAGUGAAACUAAAUUGAGGAGCUCCAUUUCUACUGAUCGCAGAAAUGGUGAAGACAGACAGGCCCCUAAUGAGAAGUCCUCAGCAGAAAUCAGGUCGCAGUAUGGGAAAAGCUCUACCUGUGAAGAAAGUGUGAGCAGUGCCCCCCAAUCAAUGCCUCCAAGUGAAGAAAAGUUCACAGCUACUACAUCUCUGACGAAAAGUGACUACUUGGUUAAGGAGGAGCCUGAUCUGAUCUCCUGGGAUGAAUUGGUUACCAUAGCCACAACCUUUUCUGCAAGUCAAAGGUCCAGUUCCCAUUAUGGGAUUGGUGCUGCUGAUGCUACAACUGAGCUGCGCCACUGGUACAAAGUCCCUGUGCACCUGGAGGACACAAAUUCAAACCUCACAAGGUCCAGCUCACAGUCUGCGGAUAUCCCUCCACCUCCUAACGACACCAGAUACGAAGUCCCUGAACAUCAGAAUGGUACAGAAUAUAAUAUUAAAAGAGCUGUCCCAGAUGAUGAGGAAAGAAGCAGCACCCAAGAUGCCAGAUACAGGAGUCCUAGAGCCACAGAACAUGAAGAACCUGAUCGGAAUGGCGCAGAGCUGAGCACUUCUGAAAGAGAGAGCAGCACUAUUACCCAAGAGGUUCGAUACAAAGUCCCUGUGCAUCUGGAUGAUGAAGAAUUUGAUCUUAAAAGCUCUAUCCCAGCUUAUGAAGAGGGAAGCACUAGCAAAGAGAGAGGACAGGAGAAGACUCAAGCAACAGAUUACUACACAGCAGAAAUGAGCACAAGAGGGUUUUCCAGUUUCAGGAGCAAUACUGAAGAUACUGAGAAUCUGAAAGUACCUGCUACAAAUGACACUCAAAGUGAGCCUCUACCUGCCAGAAAGCAUGCUAAGCCUGACCCAAACGUGGCAAAAUAUAUCCCAGUUAACAAAGAGAGAAGCAUUAGCAGAGACACAAGAUAUGAGAGGUUGACAGGGGCCAAUGAGCAGAAACUAAGCUUAACAAACAGAUCUAGCCCCACAUCUAGAGACAGCAGCAUCUGUACUUCAGAGAUCCAACAUGUAGAGCACAAUGAACCUGAUUUGAACGUGUCAAGGACUUCCCCAGCUUAUGAAGAGAGACUUUCCACCCCAGCGGGGACCAGUCAUGACAGUCCUAGAGCCAUGAGUCACAAUGAGCCUGAUCUGAACACAGUAAAGUCCAGCUCUUACUCUAAGGAGAAUGUUGUCAGUACCCAUCAUGUGAUGUCCUCACAUAUGGACAGCCAGAAACAAAAUUUCAUUAUGUCAGAGCCCAAUCAAAGGAUAUCAUCCUACCUAGAAAGAACAGUAUACAACGUUGGAAGGUCUGUCCCAGAUUAUGAAGAAAGUAGUCCCAGAUAUACCAGGUAUGAGAGCCCACCUGCCAGCAGGGCCAAUGAUUUUGACCCUGCCAUGGAAAGCAGGCACUACUCCCAUCCUAGAGAGAGCACUGAAACCAUGUCCCAGAGAAGUCACAGGGUGCCAUUCUAUGCAGACAGCUCAGACUACAAUACCAGAAGGCUUCCUCCAAACUCAAGUGAGAGGCCCUCCAUCUCUCCUGCCACCUCUCAUUACAGCAGUUUGUUGGCCAAAAGGUGUGAGUCUGAUCCCAACAUUGCAAGCAAAGGGAUCCUCUUUGUGAAGGAGUAUGUGAACAGCAGUGAGUUUUCAUCCUCUCCACGCUACACGAGUGGCAGCUUAGUUGAUUUGACUGACAGAGAGAGAGCAAGGUACAGUAACACCUGCUACCAACACAGUGGUGCCCCACGAAGGGCAGUUGAUAGAAUCUGCACAUACUGUGGCCGUGAGAUCCGAGACUGCCCUAAGAUAAUGAUAGAGCAUCUCAACAUUUGCUGUCAUGAAUACUGUUUUAGGUGUGGAAUUUGCCAUAAGGCAAUGGGAGACCUCCUGGACAAAAUAUUCAUUCAUCGUGACAUUGUCCACUGUGAUAAAUGCUAUGAGAAGCUUUUCUAGUUUUUACAGAGCUGUAGGAGCCAGCCAGUUGGAAGACUUCGACAGUGUAUGUCAGAAUGCACCUAACAGUUCUUGACUUGUUAAGAUAGCAAACCUCUUUUUCCCUACUUUCCUGAAGUUCUUUUUCUCUGUUGUCACCUCAUCACAAUGAAUGAAUUGAACAGCCACUAGUUUUAUUUUGUUUGCUGCACACUAUACAAAUGCCAACAUUAAAAAGAAAAGGCAGUGUCAUCUACAACAGCUAAGUGCCAUGGUUCUUCAAAUGGCACCUCCUGCUGCCAUUCAUUUCCAUAGGAUCUGUGUAUACUCAGCACUACAAAAAUCAGGCAGAAACUAUUUAAGGCUCUCAAAAACUGCUAUUCCUUUUUUAUUCUUUUGUUUGAUUUUUACAAGUUGACUACAUCCUGGUUUGAACCUAAUGACAUAAAACAAGCUACUUGUAGAUCUUAAGGGUGUAGAAGGCCAAGUUCAGGGCCUUGGAAAGAUCCAAAAUGCAGGUGAAUCCAGUGUCUAUUUACUUCACUCCCAUAUUCUGAUUACAAGUAUUGAUUACCUUCCACUCGCUUGUCAGAAAUAUUCUGAAGCACUUGCAGACUCGCUUUGCAUAACCAUGUGUCAGCUUUAAUUUCCCUUCCUCUCCUUCUCCCCAGUUGAUUUUAUCCUCAGCAAGCAUGUGUGCUCAAGGUUUUGGAGUGCUUGCACUCUUUUCUACCUGGAAUUCUAGUUUGAUUUCUGAGGGGGUGGUUUCUGAUUGCCUUAUUGACCAUGCCAAGGGACCAUGCUUUUCAGCUGACCUUCUUUACAGGGGGUGUCCCUUAUUUUAAAUCUAAAUUUACCUCUGCUUGCUAAACCUGAUGAAUGUCUCUUUUUAUUACUGUACCUUAUUUAGAUCAUAAAUACUGACUUACAAAAAGUUACAACAGAUGUACGUGGUAUGUCUACACAUGCACUUUAAUGUGCAUUAGCCUAUUUUAAUGCACAUUAAAGCAUCAUGUAAAAACCAUGCUUUUUACAUAAUGUGCAUUAAAAUAGGCCAAUGUGCAUUAAUGCUUUAGUUAGUAUGCAUUGAGCCAGGGUAAGGCUCAUUAGCCUGAAUACCUCACAGUGGAGGUAACUAGAUUUAAUGUGCAUUAAUGCACAUGUAGACACACCCAGAAAAAAUGUGGAUUUCUUGUAAACUUAGCUCUCCCAUUUAGCUUUGUAAGGUUGAGAGCUAUGCUGGGGUUCUUCGACACCAAAACCUCAAAAGUUAUGCUUUCUGCCUUGAAGUAUAGCUGCAAGUACAGCCAAAGAUUUAUUGUUUUAUCCUAGAAAACAUUAGAAAUAGCUGCAAAGCAAAUAAUCUAGAGCCUGUGUCAUAUAAUAGCUUGUGUGUGGAAACAUGAUGGCAAAAGCAUUAAUUGAAAAAUUAUUAUUAACCAUGUAAUGCUGUGAGUGAUGGAGACUGGUAUAUAUAAGAAUGCUUAGCAAUUUAGUCUUUUCUAUAGAACAAUACCUCCUAUUGAUUUCAGGCAUCUCUGUCAGUUGUUAACCAGACUAAGGCAUGAUCUUGUAUUGGGAUGGGCAAUUAUUUCAGGCAGAGGGUCGCGUAAUGAAGUUUGGUGAGCUGUCAAGGGCUGCAUGGGUAGACCACCCCUUGACAGGUGCCCCACCCCUGGCUGCCAUCUUAGGGCUGGAUGUCCCACCCAUAGCCCCUGACUUUUGCCACCAGAAGUCCCUACCUUUUGGGGGUGGGAGGGGUGCCAUCUUAGAACCAGAAAAAACCAAAUCAUACACUAAAAGUCAAACACCUACUAUAACAUAUUUUAAUUUUAUUACAAAAAAUACUUUAUCAUGAGUUGUGUUUGUAUAUUGUAUAUAGAGGUGAUUGCAUAAUAACUCAAAAUAAAUUCUUAGUCUUAUAUUGUGUGGGAGUGUGUGAUGGGGUGUAUAGUGAGGU